Messenger RNA from Myxocyprinus asiaticus (Chinese sucker), 1357 nucleotides. It is a transcript of the gene prpf18, whose product is annotated as PRP18 pre-mRNA processing factor 18 homolog (yeast). Gene Ontology annotation, cellular component: U4/U6 x U5 tri-snRNP complex; U5 snRNP; U2-type post-spliceosomal complex. The transcript is spliced from 11 exons. The coding region runs from base 93 to 1142 and encodes 349 amino acids. Gene Ontology annotation, biological process: RNA splicing; generation of catalytic spliceosome for second transesterification step. The record is from RefSeq and is a predicted model, not a curated record. NCBI's taxonomy places the organism in Eukaryota, Metazoa, Chordata, Actinopteri, Cypriniformes, Catostomidae.
GCAGAGAAACAGUGAACGGAAGUGCCUUCACAGCGCCAGAAGUCACAUUUAAUUGAGAUAAAAUCGGGUGUUUGUUUUGUUUUUGAGUUAUUAUGGAUAUCCUCAAAGCGGAGAUCGCAAGGAAAAGGAAGCUUUUAGAGGAGAAACAGUUGGUAGAUGACACAAAGAAAUAUUUUAAACGGGCUGAUUUGGCUCGUAAAGAAGAGGAGGAUUAUUUCAGAAGAUGCGGAUACAAGGUUUCUAAUGAACAUCCUGUGAGACAGCUGGAGGAGAAGGAAGAGGCGCAUCCGUCUGCAUCAUCCAAUCCCGUGUUAGAACUGGAGCUCACGGAGGAGAAGCUUCCAAUGACGCUCUCUCGACAGGAGGUCAUCAGGCGUCUCAGAGAACGUGGUGAGCCGAUCCGUCUGUUUAGUGAAUCUGAUUACGAUGCUUUUCAGAGACUACGCAAGAUUGAAAUUCUAGCACCGGAAGUGAACAAGGGUUUGAGGAAUGAUUUGAAGGCUGCCAUGGAUAAGAUCGAUCAGCAGUAUUUAAAUGAGAUUGUGGGUGGAGAGGGUGCAGAACUGGACACACAGCAUGAUCUCAAAGUACAUGAAGAAAAUACCACCAUUGAGGAGCUGGAGGCUCUGGGAGCGUCUCUUGGCACAGGUGAUGAUGUCAGAGACAUGGACAUCAUAGAUAAAGUAUUAAGGUUCUUGCUGGGCGUGUGGGCCAAAGAUCUUAACAGCAGGGAGGACCUUGUUAAACGUAGCGUGCAGGGCAAACUCGCCAGUGCCACCCAAAAACAGACAGAAUCUUACUUGAAACCACUUUUCAGAAAGCUACGGAAGAAGAAUUUGCCAGCAGACAUUAAGGAGUCCAUCACAGACAUCAUAAAGUUUAUGCUGGAGAGGGAGUAUGUAAAGGCAAAUGACGCCUAUCUGCAGAUGGCUAUAGGGAACGCUCCGUGGCCCAUCGGUGUGACCAUGGUGGGCAUCCACGCUCGUACUGGACGUGAGAAGAUCUUCUCCAAACAUGUAGCCCACGUGCUCAACGACGAGACCCAGAGGAAAUAUAUCCAAGGUCUGAAGAGGUUAAUGACAAUCUGUCAGAAACAUUUCCCAACAGAUCCCUCAAAGUGUGUGGAGUACAACGCUCUGUGACAGACACGACAAACAUCACCAUAUUUUACGUCUCAUGUUGUAAACAACAUGCUGACUGUAAAUACACCCUAAUUUUGAGAAUGUUUGCAAUGCUUAUAAAAGCUUAUGUUAUUGUAUAUUACACAAGUGAUGUUUUCGGUUAGUGCAUUCAUUGAUACUUGUUACACUUGGAUAUAUAAUAUAUUAAUUAACAUUAAUAAAAAUGUUACACUGUU